Messenger RNA from Dermochelys coriacea (leatherback sea turtle), 1367 nucleotides. Its product is annotated as membrane-spanning 4-domains subfamily A member 15-like. The transcript is spliced from 7 exons. Gene Ontology annotation, cellular component: plasma membrane. The record is from RefSeq and is a predicted model, not a curated record. The coding region runs from base 181 to 981 and encodes 266 amino acids. Gene Ontology annotation, biological process: cell surface receptor signaling pathway. NCBI's taxonomy places the organism in Eukaryota, Metazoa, Chordata, Testudines, Dermochelyidae.
CCUGCAGUAAAACAGGGCAGAGACGGAGGGAGGAGCUGAGUGUGACCGUCAGGGCAGGAUUCAAAGUCUGAUGCUAAUAAACCCCUUCUGCUUGAGCCUGUGAGAAUUUCCUGGUGAGGCUUGGAGUCACCCACAGUUGGACGGAGGAGAGCAGUUGUGGUGACAGACAUCUUCGUUAUCAUGGCAGCACCAGCCAAUGGAGUGCUUGUGUUCAUGCCCCCAAACAGCGCUGGUUUCAUCCACCAAGGCCAGGGGGCCUCUGGUGCCAUUUCCCAGAUUCCUGAGAUGGUGCAAUGUGGGCCUCAGCAGUUUACAGUCAUGAACCCUAGGAACCAACUUCUUGGGUCAAUGUACCCCAUGAGUCCCACUGAGCAGGUUGCGCAGCUGAAGAAAGUAGGGAUGAUGGAGAUAUUCCUCAAAGCACAGCCCAAGGCCCUGGGGGCCAUCCAGAUCCUGAUUGGGCUGAUGCACAUUGGCUUUGGGGGUGUGGCUGCAGUUUUUGUCGGAUAUUACAUGUACGUUUCCAUCUCUGUUAUUGGAGGAUACCCCUUCUGGGGAGGACUUUUUUUCGUCAUUUCUGGAUCCCUCUCGGUUGCAGCUGAGAAUCAUCGCAACACCUGUUUGGUGAGAGGCAGCCUGGGAAUGAACAUCACUAGCGCCAUCUUCUCAGCCAUUGGGAUCAUUCUCUUCCUAACGGAGCUGAUUAUUAAUGCAUCAGAUUAUGGGCACAACUAUGAGGAUGCCGUGAAGGGGAUCACGGUCAUGCUGUUCUUGAUGACCAUCCUGGAGUUCUCUGUCGCCGUCUCAACCUCGUACUUUGCAUGCCGAGCCAUCUGCUAUACCCCCAACACCGCCAUGUUGUUCAUGCCAUAUGCUGCCAAUGCAAACUUUGGGGUUCCUUCUGUACCAAUGGCCUCUCCACCACGUUACACCAAUCUGGCUUAUGACCCCAAAGAAGAGACCGAGCAAGGGGCCUCAUAAAGAACUCCGACGAGAGAUGGCUCCAGCAGCAACUCCUCUGAGAUGUAAAACUUAACCUCGUCCUGCAUGAUAGAUUGCAAUCCAUUUCCUGAGUGCAGUUCUAGAACCCAGCUCUGUCACUCAUCACAGAGAGAACUCGUUUCAAUCAGCUUCUCCCUGGCUCUGCACCAUUCAUUGAAUUCACAUUAUUCAAUGAAAUAAGGUGAUGACUCACCAGCACUAUCCAGCCACCUGAGGCUUUGGUCCUGAAUGUUUCCCCUGGCCACUUCUUCAAUAAAGCUUAAAAUGGAUCCUGAGUCGAUUGUUUUAAAGCCUUUGCUCACAGAUGCAUGUGUCAUGUGUGCAUGCAUAUAGCAUGUGUGCCUGUGUGAACAUGUAGCAUAUAG